Zasmidium cellare ATCC 36951 is the source of this 894-nucleotide messenger RNA. RefSeq lists its product as uncharacterized. NCBI's taxonomy places the organism in Eukaryota, Fungi, Ascomycota, Dothideomycetes, Mycosphaerellales, Mycosphaerellaceae. Bases 1 to 894 code for a protein of 297 amino acids. The record is from RefSeq and is a predicted model, not a curated record. The transcript has a single exon.
AUGCCGUCUCUCGACGCCAGGCUCGCGUGGGCUGUGCCUGUCGACAUCGAGGUCGUCGGGCCCAACGUGGAGGCGUUCAUCAAGCUUCAGCCUAUCAUCAACGCUUUGCGCCUCUGCCACCGCUUUGGCAACUCUGGUGCACCAAUCACGCGGCUGCCAGUUGAGCUUCUUAACAACAUUGAGGAGGUCUUGCUGAAAGCGGAGCGGGAGAAGCAGCGCGAGCAAUGGCAGGAAGAUUACCAAUGCUUCCGCCAGGCAUGUUCUACACUGGAUCACUACACCGAGGAAGAUAUAGACGAAAUCCGGGGCGUCAUGGGUAUCUGUGAAUGUGACGAAUGUGGCGAAUCUGGCAGACAUGAUCCCGACGAGUCAUUUGUCGACCUGUUGGAAGAGAGUGACACGACGUUUGAGGUCCAUCACGAGCGCAGGAACUCGUGGCUAGACAGAAUGGAGCAAAUCUCGGAUCGAGGACCGCUCCUGACCAAGUUCUUCGGCCUCACUGUAUGGACUUCGACCGUCAGGUUGAACAGAGCAUCGAAAUCCGACCCAUUCUAUGCCGCGGACAUGACGAUGGCUUACCUGAGCCUUCCAAACGCCCCGACCGUCCAAACCACCAUGGCCUUCUCAGAUUACGAAACCGACAUGUUUGAUAUGCCCCGCUCACUCCAGACCGGGUGUGGUAUGGAUGUGACGGAGCAUGUGUCUCGCCCGAAAGACGUCGAAACCCUCUUCAACCGUGCUAUGAGGAUUCUCGACUUGAAGCCUUAUGUGUCUGGUGGUCAAGAAGGUCGUGCUGCAGGCCUGGACGAAGUGCAGGACGGUGCAGCGUACAAGGAUGGGCAAUGCAAGAGGGAUUGGCCACGCCUCACCAUGCUGACGAAUACGGGAUCGUGA